Cylicocyclus nassatus is the source of this 561-nucleotide messenger RNA. NCBI's taxonomy places the organism in Eukaryota, Metazoa, Nematoda, Chromadorea, Rhabditida, Strongylidae. The record is from the annotation of a GenBank genome assembly.
GAAACAUUUCGGAGGCUUGCGACAAAUCAUUGUCGAACGGCCGUCACAUCCACUAAAAGAGAAGUGGUGAAUGCUUCAUACGCUGAGUUGAACAGCGAAUUGUGAUAAGGUUCAAAGUCGCGUUAACCAACAUGGGAAUACUAUCAACACGAUCAUAUAAGUUUACUUGACAAAGAUGGCUCUAAAAAGGAUAACCUCAUGAACAUUUUCAGUACAUAUGGCUGCGCAAGACCCGUGAACAUGUUGCUUGCUAAACGCGCAGCGUGGGUUCUUACUUCUUAUGGAGGGAGUGAGCCAAAAAGUUGUAUGAAUGAACCGUAUGAGACAGAUGCAACUUGGAAUUUAUCGAUUUUCAAAGCGACAUUUAUGCUACGCAACUCAAUAAGGACUGGUACAUUACAGACACAUAUGCUGCUUAACAGGACAUUGCUUUCCCUAGGGCUGGUACAUCUGAAGCACAGAUGCUGCUCGAGAGUACGUUGGGUUUUCCCAGAGUUGAGCGGUUUGAAGCAUCUGCGAAAAUAUCCACUUAGCUUGGCAGCAACCCAUUCAUCGGCCUGA